AUGGGUCUAUUUAAUCAUCAUCAUUUAAGUGACAAAUUGUUUGGAAAUGAUUCCAAUCAAGACCAAGAUAAUUCAAAUGACUCAAACAGUAACAAUAGCAAUGUUUCAGAAUAUUCAAGACCUGCAAUGCCAUUACCAACAGAUAUAAAUAAUCAAAAUGGAAGUAAUAAUAAUGAUAAUAAUAAUGAUAAUAAUAAUGAUAAUAAUAAUGAUAAUAAUAAUAUAAUACCAGCUAUUCCAAAUGUUAUGGGAAAACAAGCUCAAACGUCGAACAAUGACGAAUCGAUUGUCACUAAUCAAUUAUCCAAGAUUACUAUAUCAUGUGACGAUAUAUUUGAUACUCCCUUGUCAUAUGAUGCUCCAUUAGAUGUGUUCCCACGAGUGGCCCAUGAAAUCUCAUUGCCUAAAGGUACUGAUAGUAAUAAUUUGCCUGUUGAGACAAAUAAAUUUUAUGGAAAUAUGUUAUUAGGUGGACAACAAUGCCCUGUUUGGACUCAUCCAUAUUCUGUUUGGUUUUCAAAAGACCAACCAUUCUAUGGACUAGCAGUAGCUUAUAUUAAAGCAUCUCAGCGUGUUUUUGGUGGAGGUUCCCCACCUCAAUUUUAUUUUAAUCCAACAGGAAUUAAAUCACUGAUUUUUGGAUCCACUGAAUUCGAUUCUAAUGGUGCUACUUUAUCUCUAUCUAAUAUGAAGCAUAUGUCUGUUGAAACUUAUUUAAAAAAAUCUGACAAUGAAUUUAUUCAAUUCCCACUAAUUCAAGGUAUGGGGUUUGUUACAGCAAUUUAUCAGAACUUAACACCAAAAUUAACAUCUGCUGUUUUAUUUAGAACUUUUAAUCAAAUUGAUUCUCCAAGAGAUAAUAUAAAGAAAUAUGAAAUAUUAUUAGAAAAUGAUGUUAAAUGGUGGCUAUAUGUGACUAUUCCAAAUGGAUCUUCUAUGGACUUCUCUAUGAAAGAUCCAACCACCAUUAUGGGUAGUAAUGUUUCUAAUGGAUGUAUCUUACAAGUUGUUGUAGAUACAGUUCCAGAAAUUGAUAAUGCUGCUGGAUGUUAUCCAAUUGAUUGUAUAUUAAGGGGUUCAACAACUGAUUCUGUCGGUAAUUAUUCCUUUAACUACUCUACAAAAGGUACUUCUAAUAGUAAUUCUACUUUAAUGUAUGCUUUGCCUCAUCAAGUUGAAUUAUUUACCGACAAAACAGCACCUAAAUCUAUUAACUCUAUGUUAGAUGCAACUGUUGGUGGCAAAAUGAAAGGUUAUAUUACAAAUAUAUUUGAUAUGAAUGUCUCAAUCCCUUCAAAACUUCAAUUCGAUCCAUUUACAACCAUUGAUGGUAAAGGUGAUCCAAAUUAUUCGGAAGAUGUUUUAAAUUCUAUUAAAAAAGCUGCUACUAAAGAUAUAGAAGGAGAUGUCAUUAAUGAAUCUAACAUUGAUUCUAUGUAUACAUCAGGUAAAAUUUUUGCUAAAUUUGCUUGGAUUUUAUACUGUUGUCAAUAUGUUUUGAAGGAUCAAAAUUUAGUUUCUAAAUUAAUGCCUAAAUUAAAAGAGGCAUUCGCAAGAUUUGUUCAAAAUAAGCAAUUAUUGCCUUUACAAUAUGAUACCACUUGGAGAGGAUUGAAAUCAUCUGGUGAGCCUGCUCAAGAUUUCGGUAAUGCUUAUUAUAACGAUCACCAUUUCCAUUAUGGUUAUCACGUUGUUGCUGCUGCUAUAUUGGCAAAGGUAGAUAAUGAUGCGGGUGAUAAAAAUUGGUUACAACAGAAUAAAAGCUGGGUGGAAUGUUUAAUUAGAGAUUUUGCCAAUCCAUCUGAUAAAGAUCCUUAUUUCCCAGUCUUCAGAUCGUUCGAUUGGUUUAAUGGCCAUUCAUGGGCAAAAGGUCUAUUUGAAAGUGGUGAUGGUAAAGAUCAAGAAUCAAGUUCUGAAGAUGUAAACGCCUCUUAUGGGUUGAAGUUAUGGGCCAUUGUCACCGGGAAUUCAAAAUUACAGCAGAUUGCUGAUAUCGAAUUGGGUGUCAUGAGAAGGUCAAUGAGCCAUUAUUUCUUGUUUUCAAACGAUAAUACCACACAACCAGCAAAUUUUAUUCCAAAUAAAGUUAGUGGUAUUCUUUUUGAAAAUAAAAUCGAUCAUACAACCUAUUUUGGUAAUGAAUUGCAGUACAUUCAAAUGAUUCAUGCUAUCCCAAUUAUCCCACCUUCAUCCUUUAUUAGAACGCCAACGUUUGUAAGAGAAGAAUGGGAUGAGAAAUUAGCCAACUUAGUGGGCAACGUUAACGAUGGUUGGAAGGGUAUUAUCAUGUUGAAUUUAGCUCUAUGCGAUCCCCAAUCUUCAUAUUCCUUUUUCAAUGACCAAAAUUUUCCUCCGCAAUAUUUAGACAAUGGUCAAAGUUUAACUUGGUCUUUGACAUAUUCUGGUGCCUUUUUAUAG
This is a messenger RNA of Henningerozyma blattae CBS 6284, 2418 nucleotides long. RefSeq names its product glucan endo-1,3-beta-D-glucosidase. Gene Ontology annotation, molecular function: glucan endo-1,3-beta-D-glucosidase activity; endo-1,3(4)-beta-glucanase activity. Lineage: Eukaryota; Fungi; Ascomycota; Saccharomycetes; Saccharomycetales; Saccharomycetaceae. Gene Ontology annotation, cellular component: cell surface. The coding region runs from base 1 to 2418 and encodes 805 amino acids. The record is from RefSeq and is a predicted model, not a curated record. The transcript has a single exon.